Messenger RNA from Lates calcarifer (barramundi perch), 7324 nucleotides. RefSeq names its product endophilin-A1. Gene Ontology annotation, cellular component: presynapse; cytoplasm; glutamatergic synapse. The record is from RefSeq and is a predicted model, not a curated record. Bases 218 to 1273 code for a protein of 351 amino acids. Gene Ontology annotation, molecular function: protein binding. Lineage: Eukaryota; Metazoa; Chordata; Actinopteri; Centropomidae. Gene Ontology annotation, biological process: synaptic vesicle uncoating. The transcript has 9 exons.
UCCAGCUGGGUUUGGUCUGAGCAAAUCAUCGGCUCCUGUCUCCACCACCAAUUUUUGACCCAAAAUAAACGGACAAUAUCUACGUCUGGCGAUCGUUAACGGGAGGAUUUACCGCCAUUUUUUGGCUCGAACUCGGUCGUAUUCACCUCCAGUUCCCCACAUAGAUUUUUAAAACCUUUAUUUACCCAUAUUUAUUAUUUUUUCCGCAACCGAAGUGAUGUCUGUCGCGGGGUUGAAGAAGCAGUUCCAUAAAGCCACCCAGAAAGUCAGUGAGAAGGUUGGAGGGGCGGAAGGAACCAAGUUAGACGAUGACUUCAAAGAAAUGGAAAAGAAGGUGGACAUCACCAGCAGAGCGGUGCUGGACAUCAUGACCAAAACUACAGAAUACCUACAGCCUAAUCCAGCAUCCAGAGCCAAGCUGAGUAUGAUCAACACCAUGUCAAAGAUCCGUGGUCAGGAUAAGGGACCUGGUUACCCACAGGCUGAGACCGUCCUGGGUGAUGCUAUGUUGAAGUUUGGACGGGAGUUAGGAGAGGAGUCCUGCUUUGGCAUGGCUCUGAUCGAUGCCGGCGAGUCAAUGAAGGAGCUCGGGGAGGUGAAGGACGCUCUGGACAUGGAGGUCAAACAGAACUUCAUCGACCCACUGCAGAACCUCCACGACAAAGACCUCAAAGAGAUACAGCACCAUUUGAAGAAGAUGGAGGGCCGCCGUCUGGACUUCGACUACAAGAAGAAGCGUCAGGGGAAAGUCCAGGAUGAUGAAAUAAAACAGGCACUAGAGAAGUUCGACGAGAGCAAAGAGAUCGCAGAGCAGAGCAUGUUUAACCUGCUGGAGAGUGAUAUUGAGCAGGUGAGCCAGCUGGCAGCACUGGUCCAAGCUCAGCUGGAGUACCACAGCCGCGCCGCCGAAAUCCUUCAACAGCUCACCAGCAAGAUGGAGGACAGGAUAAAAGAAGUGUCCAGUAAACCAAGGAAGGAGUACACUCCCAAACCCCGAAUGACCCUGGAGCUGCUGCCCCCAAGUGAGAGCCACAAUGGGGGGAUACACUCAGCCAAAUCCCCCGGAAGAUCACCAGCCCCCAUGGACCAGCCCUGUUGCAGAGCACUCUACGACUUCGAGCCAGAAAACGAAGGCGAGCUGGGCUUCAAAGAGGGUGACGUCAUCACCCUGACCAAUCAGAUCGACGACAACUGGUACGAGGGCAUGAUCAACGGCCAGUCGGGCUUCUUCCCCAUCAACUACGUGGAUAUCCUGGUGCCGCUCCCUCAUUAGGUCCCACCAAUGACCUGACCCUUCCCCUCGACCAAUCCAGACACCCCGAAAACAGCCUGUAUUUGCAUAAACAACAAACCACGCCCUCCUUCUACUUCUUCUUCUGUGCUUCUGUGCCAUUCUGCUUUCACAAAAUGGACUGAAAUGAGAGAGGAGCCGGAGACGUGGUGGAUGAGACAAGGCAGUAGGACAGUGAUUAGAGAAGAAGAAGAGAGGGAGAGGAGGAUUUUAGUGUGAGAGAUGCAGAAGAGAGGGAGAAGAGAUUGAAAGAGACAAGAAGACGAAGAGCUGAUGAUCUUUUACAGUGUAACAGUGCUCAGCCGGGCAGCACUGGAUACCAAUGAGGCUUUGGAGACUUACGAAUAAGGCACAGUGUAUUUGUACGUGCAUGUAUGUGUCUGUGUGUGCGUUUCGACCUGUUCUUACUCUAUUAUGAUCAAGCCAGCACAAAUUCCUGCUUGUCAGUUAAACCGCCUGACAGCUUUUUUGUGAUACUGUCUUCUUCCUCUCUUCUUACUUUUCUUGCCAUCUUUCUCUUGGAGUAAUUCUGUCUUUUCUACCUUGACUUGCCUUCUUGUGCUUUUCAACAGCCCUAGAUUUCUCAGCAACUGUCACAGUCUGUCUUUCUUUGUUGCUGUCUCUCUUGGCUAGCACUGCCUUUUAGCAUGGCUCCAUACAGACCACUAACCCAUGAGCCAGAGCUACAGUAGGUCAUCAGCCCCUUCUGUUACUAUUUGAGUAUAUCUCAUACUCUUCUUCAUACAUUCUCUGCCUUUCUCAGAGUCUGCAUAGAAUCUCAGCUCAAUGGCUUGGCUAUGCAUGAACCAGCCAAAUCCAAAAUUUGAGUGAUAGUUAAAUUAAGUUUUCGGGAGUGCAUCUUUGGAAUAAAGCCGUAUCUGCAAUAAGUAGAUUUUUCCAUGAUGAAAAAGAGAGUACUUGAUGACUUGUUCUGAAAUCCAUUUUAUUAUAAUGGGAAUUUUAGCAGGUUUUUAAGGUUUGGGGGUCAGGAAACUCAUUCAGCACGUAAACAAACAUGUCAGCUCUAGCAAUGAAAAGGAAAACUCUGGGUUAUGUGAUUUACCUGACAGCAGUGAUAUGCUAACACAACCAGCACAGGCCCGUUGUACUGAACAGAACCAGGUUGUUUUUUUUCACCAGGUUGGUGAACUGAUAAGCCUCGGCUUGUUGCAGUAUGCACAGAGGAAAAGAUGCUUGUUUUUUCUCUGUGUUUGCCCAUUCACAGUGUUUUGUGUGUAGUGUGUGGAGUAGAUGCUUGUUGAUUCGUCUUAUUUGUGGCUUUUGCAUGCAGGACUGUGUGAACAGUGGUGGCUGUUCUUGAAUUCCCAUAUUAUAUCCACCUUGUUCUUUACCUCAGCUGAUGAGAACCUAGUUUCUUCCAAUUUUCAACUUUGUCGCAGUUCACUGCCUUGCUAAAGGGCACAUCAGUUGUUGACAGAUAUCUCGUCAACUGCCAUGAUCACAAAACUCAAAUAUGGGACAACCUACCACUCAUCUCCAACAGUCUGUUCACCAGCUCUAUUUUGUCUGUUGAGAAUAUUCUAGAAUCUUAAGCACCAACAGAAUAUCCAACAUUUUCUACCAUAUUUUAAAAUUUCCCUAGUGCCCCUAAUUUUGGGUUGUGGAAAACUCUAGAGUACUAACAAAAUUCUCUGAACUUCAGAACAUUCUUGAGGCCUCUAAUCUUUUAGAACUUUUGAACAUUCCAGAAACUUGGAAACAUUCUACACAUCUCAAAACAUUACCUGGUCUAUUGAAAGUCUUUCAACCUCAGUGUUACUGUAAAAGUUUGUCACUAUUUUAGGUCGCCAACACACUUGAGCCCCUCAAAUAUUUCUACAACUUUGACGGGUCCACAGAAUGAUCUAGAAAUGUUUCAGAAUUACGGAAAUUUAGCAAUGUUCUGAAAUGUGCCAUGGAAUUUGAGACACUUAUUAACAUUCUAGAACCUGGGUGACAUGCUGACAUAAUGAAUAUUCUGGGGCAUUCUAAAACACCCUGGAGUGCUCAGAACUUUGAGGAACCCUAAAGACAGUGUAGAUUUAACACAGGAUUCAGAACCCUUCAGAUAUGUUGUAAUACUGUAGUUCUCUCUAAACAGUUGUUGGGGUACAGCAUGAAAUCACAUUUGAAUAUUCCAAACUGAACCUAUCAGGUCAGUAAGCAGUCAGUAUUGGUGGCAACUAUUAGCCAUGCUAGUUCUCAAGUGUGCAUCACAUACAGGAUAAAGAGGGACUUGCAAAAUGGUUAUAAGUCUUACUACUGUAGCUACCUACGAAUUUAUUAGCAGUAUUUUUGGUAAAGGAAUAUUCAGGAACCUACUCUGGCAAAGACCUGGAGAAAAAGGUUGAUGUUACUUAUUGUUAAUUAUAGUACUAAAUAUAUAUAUAUAAGACUACUUAUCACUGAUGUUGGAUUAAACAGAUAGUGACAAAACUACCUUUUAUAGACAAUGCUAACAAUCAGUUCAUGAAAAAACACUGGUAAAACCAAAGUUAUAGGGUUUUGCCUUUGAUGGCAGCAGAGCAGUUUUUAAUAGCAGAAUGUCACUGGUUUUUGUCUCAUAACUGGAUUGGCUGAAGGAUGCAACUGAAGGAUGCCACUACAUGUGAGGAGUUUCACAUGUAGAUCUGCAACUUUCAAGAGUUUUGUUUAAAAUUAGACCAGUUUGAGUUGAGAAUAACAGCAACUGAAAAUGUUCUGGCAGUGGUUAGAGAUCUGUUGUAAGGCGAAUCAGAAGACUGAAAAACGUACUAUCAUGAUUUGAUGGAAUGGCAUUCUUCAUGGUGCUGGGUUUAUAUCAACUCCAUUGUAUAUAUAAAAAAAUUGUGUCAUGAAUAGUGUCAAAGAUUGACUACCGAGCCUGUGCUGUACCCAGGUCAACUUUGUUCUCAUUUAUCAUGAUGACAUUUUUUAAAUUAAAACAGAAACCCAUGUGGUUGGAUAUUUAAUGCAUAGACUGUAUUAUUCAGUUAAAAAGCUUAGGGUUUUUCUAUUCAGGCAUUGCUUGUUAUGUGGUCAAACAUUGGCAGGAAUCUGUGCUAGCAUGACUAACAAUACUGUGCCAGCUGUGGCUAACCAGCUAGUCUUUCACUUCACAUUCCCGUACUUGUGCUUUGGUGAUGCAGUGUUAAGCAGAAUACUACAAAGUUAAAAGUAAGGUAUUUAGUGCCUGAAUGCUGAAUACCUCAACCUAAAUGUAACAUAUUCUGUUAAAUACAGAUGUAAGUAGAAUUUAUUUGGAAUACAUUGUCAAAAGGACGGCCUUCAUUUUAAACAGCUGUACUGUGCAAUCUUUUUGUGUAAUUUUUGCACAUUCUUUAUUGCUUAUUAAUCUGGUGAUGUUGUGAAAACAAAAUUAUCAUACAGUUAUUGUAAUAUAACUGCAAUGUAUUACAAUAAUUGCACUGCUAAUUUCCAUUGGCAGGAGAUUACUGGCAUGGACUAGACCACAUGAAAACAUUUAACUCUUUUUGUAAUUUUAUUUUUAUCAAAAUCUAAGUAACUAACUAACUACUGACAAAUGACUCUUCUCAAUCAGCCCCUGAUUUUUAUUGAAGAUAACAUCACAGCAUUCUUCCUGAGCCAGUGUCUCCUAAUAUUCUGCUACAUGAUGCACACCAAGAAAUUAAGAAACUUUUACACAUAGGUAUGAGGUAUUCUAAAAGUAUUCCUCUCAUUUAUAAUUUUUAAGGUACUUUUUGGUGUUUACUAAUUUACAGAUACUUAAUUUUCUGAAUACUCAUACACCAUGACAACCCAACCCAGUGAUGAUGUCAAAGUGUCAUGACGCUACUGUAGCUAUUUUUGCUACAUCACAAAAACAAAUAACUAAUUGGAAGUGAAUCCAUGGUGCAUUGUUUGUUGUUUCUUAAGCUAUGGGUCAGGGUCAUGAAAUGGGUCACAUCAUGCUGGUUUCUAACAAGUUAGCUGACGACAGUUAUAAUUUACCAGGUUUUCAGCAAACAAAAAACAUUUUAUACAACUUUUGGUUCAAGGAUGGGACGUGUGCGUGUUCCUCUUGAAAGGUAUAAUGGUCUUUUGGAGACAAAUAGUAAUAAAAAAAAUAAAAACUACAGUUUCAAUCAGGUUGUAGAGAAUCAAUAUCAUCUCUAAUAAACACUGAAUACCAAGGCAAUAAACGAUGAUCUAACAAUAAAAUCUUUCAAUAAGAGGAAGAGAAGGUUCCGAAGGAAAACUGCAGAACUAUCAAAUAUCUAUCUAUCUAUCUGAAUCAAAGAGCUUAGACAUCUCUUCCAUUGCCAAAGCACAUAUGUGACAACAACGGCAACGAUACAAUGACAAACAAAAUAAGGACUUGGUAAUAGUCUUUCUUCAUUGUUUCUGCCACAUACCUGCUUUUCUGUAACUGUUACAGGUUGUUGUAAAAGACGGGGGUUUGGAGCACAACUGUGUUCAUUGUUUUUUUCUUCCUUUGUUUUUGUCUGUGUUCUGAGUCUGAAACCUGAUUUUCUGAGUACGCCUGUGGAAAAGUCUGUGAGCUGCAUGCAAACUGAACCGCUUUUUACAUCCGCUGUUUGAGAUGGUUUUCCAACAAAAUAUCGGGGAAGUAUUUGUCCUGCUGGCUUUUUCCUCACACUGCAGUGAGCCUAUGUUAACUGAUACGCUUCAUUUUCUAUUUUCCAGUUACUUUAUUGUGUUUUUUUCAUUUUUGACUUGCUUAAGCUAUAUUUGUAUAGCACUCUUCUUCAAAUUACAAAGUGCUUUAAGACUUUUUUGAACUCUCUUGAAUAUGUUUUUAUUUAUGUUGCACCUUGUCAGAGUUCUUUGUUGCCCUUUUCAUUUUCUUCUUUUUUUAUAUUUUCUUUUGUGCUGAUUUGCCCUCUAUGGCGACAUGUAUUCUAACCUCAAUGAGGGACUUGUACAGUGUUACCCUCCCCUUUCAUCCUGAUGACAGUCAGACCUCAGCCAUGUUACCUCCCCAACCUCACUCUUGGAUUGACAGAUCGAGUGCAGCACUCCAAACCAAACCUGCAGACUGACCUGCAGCUUUGGUUCUCCAUAAUUUCCUCAGUGGCUCUGAAAGCAGAAAUACUCCGACAGAGAGUAAAUGUUCCAUAGCUCUCGUUUUAAGGGUGAAUCAGGAGGUUCAAGGUCUUUGUUAUCAAAGCUCAAGAAGAGCUUUUUAGUUCCUUUGAUUAUCAAAUGGAAUCAGACUGAAGGUAUUACAACAUCUGGCCAAAUGAAAUGACCUCAUUGAAUUAACUGGUUAAAGGAAUAGUUUGACAUUCUGGGAAAUAUGCCAACUGCCUUUCUUGUCUGAAUGCUAAAUAUGAAGAUACAGCCAGGAGACAGUUAGCUUAGCAUAAAGACUGGAAACAGAGGGAGACAACUAGACAACUGUGAAGUGACCUGCUGACCUUCCAGGAUCAUGACUACAUUGAAAAAAACAGUUGCUGUUCCCUUUUUCUUCUCCGUAUUAGCUUAUUUUUGCUUUGAAAAACCACACAGUGAGGUUUCUGCUCUCAGAUCCACUCUGCUUCACAUAAAUGUUUGUAGAACUCAAACCACGAUCUCCGGGAUGUAAUAAUGUGGCCUCGGUCUGACCUGUGGCUGUUCCAUGAUACUGUAUGCCUUGUGGCUGUAUAAAAUAGCCCUAUGCCUAUGGAACCUGGUGUCUUCUGGUGAGCUACAUGUGUGUAUGUGACUAUAUACACACCUUGUUGCUAUUUAUUUAUGUAUUGUAUGUAUUCAUUUGAUUAUUUAUUUAUUUAUUCCUGCGUCCUAUUUAUUGGUUCGGCACCUGUGGCGUAAUUGACAAUUGUCAAUACAUUGGUGUAUGAUGUGGAGGAGGGGAGGGGGGUGGUGGAUGGAUUUUUGGGUUCUGGUGGGGGAUGGGGUGGGGGGGUGGCUGUGGUAAAUGGAAAAAACCUAGCUGUGAUACUAACUCUAACUGUUGCUCUCCUCGUAUUGGACGAUGAUAUAAUCUAAGACCACUGUAUGUAUAACUGCUUGUCGUGAAGAUGAACUACAAUGUAAUGACAAUAAAGAAUUAACACUAUGUUGACACAC